Cyprinodon variegatus (sheepshead minnow) is the source of this 2072-nucleotide messenger RNA. Its product is annotated as tectonic-3-like. The coding region runs from base 205 to 1980 and encodes 591 amino acids. Lineage: Eukaryota; Metazoa; Chordata; Actinopteri; Cyprinodontiformes; Cyprinodontidae. The transcript is spliced from 14 exons. The record is from RefSeq and is a predicted model, not a curated record. Gene Ontology annotation, biological process: smoothened signaling pathway; cilium assembly.
UUCCUUGGUAACAAGAAGCUUGCUUGGAGAUGCCUGUUUAACUUGUAGCUAGGUAUUCCUUCGAGGGAAUUUCAUGAAUUGUGAUGAAACGGCGCUUGUCUGUGACAGCAACGGACGAGAAAAUUGAACCGGGAAGCUAACGUUGUUUUUGCGGCUAACUGAAUCGGCUAAUUCCGUUCAGCGCGCCAUGAAUCUGCUAGCCAAAUGAGUUUUAGCUGUUUGUGUUCACUUUGCGUCCUCCUAGUCCUGUUUGGACGUUUAGCGCUCCCUGCCACAGAGUUAGGGGUCACUUCUUCUCUCAACUCCACCCCAACAUAUGGGGUUUCUUUCGGGUCUCCUACCCCACCUCCGGGUGUUACUGGGACCCCGGAGGAUGCCACGCAGCUAUCCGCGUCAGAGACACCGACUGCGGUCACAGAAACUCGGUCUCCUACCACCGAACAGACCGUGGUGUCUACUGAGGCCUGUCUCUGUGAUCUGACGCCUGACUUCUGCGAUCUUGGUUGCUGCUGCGACACAGCUGAUUGUGAUGUUGCCAACCUCACCACAGUCUUCACUGGCUGUCCGAAAAAAGAUGUGAGCGGAGUUUGCAUUGAGAAAUGGCUGAUGUUCAGAGCCAACGUGAAUUCAUCACGGGUCACAGUGACUGACACCUUGUUUUGUAUCCAGGUGGAAGCAGCUGAUGCACCCAGGUCUCCUCCUGCUCCGACUCACUUCCUACCAGUAGGUGAUUCCUAUGAUUUCUCACCUCCAGGACAAGCGAUUGCAAGACACAGCAGAGAUUUUUACAGGGUUGAUGAUGUUAUCCAGACGUUUUUCUCCAAAUCUUCUGUUCGAGGGCUGCUCCGUCAGCCGUCUCCAGGCGUUGCAUCUGCCUUCUGCUUCAGCCGUAACCCUGCAAAGUUUCUGAGAUCUUCGUCGCUGUCUUGUACCCGCAUGGUGACCUCUGAUUCAUGCACCACUGACCCAAACCUCAGAGCCAGCUCUUACUUUUCAAACAUGAAUCUCAUAAAGGUUCCAACGGCUGCGGCUGCAAUUCCAUCUGAUCUUUUGAUCCCAGUAACCCCGCUCUCUGACUGGCCUGCACCAGUCAAUAGAAACGGCUCCUGUAUGAAUGUGGUGAAAAACGUAGAGUUUACUGUUUAUUUCACGGCUAGAGGGGAGAUAACAAAUGGAAUAAUCAACAUAAAAUUGGCCGACGUGGUUCUGGACCAGCUGGUGCUCCAGACGCACUCUGUACAAUAUCAGCUUGCCACACCCAGACCAACUCCGGCAGAACCAGCGCCCCCUACUGGACUCAGACUGGGAUCUGCUCUUAUCGGCCGUUUUAAUGGAGAGCUGCAAACUUUGACAUCACUUGGCGUUUCAGAGGGUGGGGAGUGUUCCUCAGAUCCCAGCACACGAUUGCCUGUCCUCUUUACACACAACACAAUCACUGGCUGCACAUUAAGUUCCCCUACUCAGAACUGUACUGAGCUUCGAUCGCAUAUUUAUGAGACGCUACGAGGAUCCGCUGCUCCCGAUGUGAUCGCCAUGAACUCAGGCUCCCAGCCAGACUGGACGCGAGUCAUCACACAGGAGUGUCCGAUCAAUCCACAGGAGUCAGGUGACUCAGGCUGCACCAUCCCACACUCUCUCUUCAUCCAGGUACUGUGGGCUCGCCAGGGAUUCAUUGAACAUCCUCAGAACUUCAUCCUGGGAGCCAAAUUUCUCUUCCAUUGUCAAAACGUUCAGGUUCCUUUAUCAUCUCCUCUCACCCUGAUGGCUAAAACUGUGUUUGUGGAAACCACAAUUUACCCAGAACCCCCCAGGGGGGUCCCUCAGCCUCACUGGAGGUUUCCAUUUGGCUUCUUUACCAGAGGAGCUGCGGAGCUGGAUGGCCAUGUGGUUACAGGCAGCAGCGGUGCUCAGAGGGUCUCAUUGGGUUUGAUGCUGUUGUUAGUGGGGUUAACAUUCUUCAAAACAAAAACUUUGACGUAGCAAAUAGUGAAAUUUAUGUAUAAAUGUUUUAUUUUGCAGCUAUUUUAUACUAUAAACAGUACACUGUUUUAAAUAAUAAAAGGGUCAAAGUC